AGUGACACACACAUUUGCGAUGGUCAGUUACGGAGUUGGAGACCCAAAACGCUUUCUACAAAACUCUCUCCUCUUCCUCGUCUCCUCUCGCCAAUUCAAUUUUAGGGUUUCCGCAGGAGAAACCAAUCUCUCCACAAAACCCUAAGCAUCGUCACCUUACAAGUAUCACUCCCAAUCGUUUUCUCAAUUCAGGAGAUAAAUCUGGAGAAACCUAUGCCGUCGACGUCGGUGGCCAACGGCAGUGUCAACGGAAACGCAGGAGAGAGACCGGAUGUUGUUGUGGCGGAUGAUAAGGCGGGAGUGUCGAUGAUGGAGCAGUUGGUUCCGGAGAUCACAACUCACGCCCUCAGUUACUUGGAUUAUCCAAGUCUUUGCCGCUUGUCCAUGACCAAUUCCUUGAUGAGGAAGGCUGCUAAUGACGAUAAUGCUUGGAAGGCCCUCUAUCACAAGGAUUUUACUCUGGAACAAGAUGCUAUAACCCCUGUCAACGGGUGGAAAGCUUACUAUGCAACAACUAGAGCAAUCAUUAGUGUGAAUACUGGAUUCUUCAACAUCAUCAGAGAGAGGUCUCUUCAAGAUAUGGCUCAGUUGUGGCUCAACUCCGACUAUGUCAAGUGCAUCCAUGCCUCUGGCGAACUUUUCUCUGGGUACGCUGAAGUGAUGCAAAGCUGGCAACUUUGUUUCAACUGGGAACAAGGGUUUGACUUUCAGGUCCACAACGUUCGCACUCGGAUACUAACCGACAUGGCCUGGGUUACAAUGAAAGCAUACCUGAACGUGGACGCUGGUCCCUUCCUCAUCACCAACGUCUUUGAGUACCACAAUGGGAGGUGGCACAUGGUUCAUCAUCACAGCUCUGUGAUGCUCAUCGAUGGCGUCAAUCAACAGGUUGUUGUUCAUUGAUCUAUGAUAUCUCUAGUUUUGUUUUCCCCUUCUUCUUUUCCUUUUUUUUAAGGAAUGGGACCCAAAAAAAAUGUGAAGGGAGAAGGAAACCUGCGUAUUUGGAAAUUGGCAUAUUAGAUUAAUUAGUGCUAUUAUUUAGUUUUAAUGACAUGUACUGAAUGUUUAUUUUAAAUGGUUUGGUCUAAUUGUUCUCCUAA
Molecule: messenger RNA, 1100 nt
Organism: Raphanus sativus (radish)
Lineage: Eukaryota; Viridiplantae; Streptophyta; Magnoliopsida; Brassicales; Brassicaceae
Product: F-box protein SKIP8
Exons: 4
Coding region: 214-903 (229 amino acids)
Molecular function (GO): protein binding
Source: RefSeq, a predicted model, not a curated record